Messenger RNA from Ostreococcus lucimarinus CCE9901, 1743 nucleotides. RefSeq lists its product as uncharacterized. Gene Ontology annotation, molecular function: protein binding. The record is from RefSeq and is a predicted model, not a curated record. The transcript has 2 exons. Bases 1 to 1743 code for a protein of 580 amino acids. NCBI's taxonomy places the organism in Eukaryota, Viridiplantae, Chlorophyta, Mamiellophyceae, Mamiellales, Bathycoccaceae.
AUGGGCAUUAAGGAGGGUCUCUCCGAACUUUGGGAUGACUUGAUGUCUUAUCGGACACUUAAGGUGGUCAAAAUAAGCGAUAGGCGCCUGGCCUAUGUUCACAAGACGCUCAUGGUGACGAUUCUUGUGUACGCUCUCGUUUCAGUCAUCGGGGCCCACACGUACAUGCUCAAGGAAAAGCCACGAGCAUACAUGUCUACCAUAUUCAAUGAUACAGUGAGAGAUUUGAAUCUCGCUGAUAGUGCAAUGCUCAAUCAAAUUUAUUGCAACGCGUCAUAUUCGGACUUCGCUGGAGACUCACUUGUACCGGAAGGUUCAUAUUUAAAUAACAGUUGCGUCACUCAUAUACCGACAGCACAAAUGGUUGAAACUGAUGAGGUGGCUACGUUCAUCGCGACGCAUUUGAAGUCGAGAAUGUUUACAAGAUCGUGUGCAGAUGCUUUGACCCAGGUCGGUUGCAGCAUAUCAUAUCAAACAGAUGUUAAUCAGUUCCCACUUGAUCCAGACAACUUAAUCCUGCAAAUCCGGCCGCGUUUUGUUACGAGUUGGGGGUAUAACGGCUAUCCCGAAUCGGUUGCUGUAUUUGAUCACACGUCGACAGCAUUUCGAACAUUUUACUCUAACGAUGCGAAUAACUCGGCGAAAUUCCCGAUUAUGUACCUUCAUGAGAUCCUGCGAUUAGCUGGUAUCGAGCUGGACGAAAGAAACGAGAUUGAAGUUUCGUCCGCUUUCGCCACGAAUUUUCCCAUUUAUCGGCUGACGGGCGUGCGAUUGAGUGUUGACUUGACUUUUAGUAACUUUCGUCCGAUGUCGCACUUCAAACCGUUCGAUUUCAGUGCUGAAGCAGAUAUGAAUAUUCAACUGAGCAGUGAGGGAAGCUUUGUCACAAGCGUAGACAUGGUGCAUUUCUCCGGACCAGCAUCAGAUAUCUCUGCAAGUGGAACUGUGAUGCAGUACAGAGGAGUGCAAUUGGAGUAUGGUGCAAAGGGUCUGAUGGGCAAAGCUGACUUCUACACAGCAAUGAUGGCAAUAAUGAGCUGCUUCAUUAUGGUCUCUGUCGCGACAACGGUUGUUGAUAUUAUCGGUGCUUUUAUCUACGAUUCUUUCAAAGACGAUAAAAUAGAAGAUGACGGUGAGCGACAGCAUUUAGAGCACAUGAUUCUAAACUUGGAGACCGUUGGCGUGCCUUUCGGACACGACGACUUACAAAUUCUACCAAAUGUAUCCAUGAAGGAGUUCCUUCAGUUGCUUCAACGUGACAUCGUCAAAUUGAACGCUCUGGCGCACCACAUGAGUCGUGAUUUGGCAGCAGCAGGAGUAAAUCAGCACACGGUAUCAAUCCAACAACCAACCAAGCAUGCAAGUAUGCCGAAGUAUAAAUGUAAACUUGUCGCACCCGAUAGAACAGACGUUUACCUCACCGGUGGGCCUCAAACAAUUGGACGUGGGCACGGUGGUUGUGAAUCAAAGCGCAUUUCACAUAAGCAGCUAAGUAUUAUAGCGAAUAUUCAAACCGGCGUGGCUUUGGUGAAAGGUCUGCACACGAAGAAUGUGUCUGGUGUCGCUUUAGCCGGUGGUGCAUGGCAGACGCUCGGCGCAAAUGAUGAAGUUGAGCUGGAGGCAGGUGAUAUGAUAGCAUUAAUAUUAGACCAGAACGAAGAGGAGACAAGCGCAGAGGGUGUUUUCAUUUACGCUGUCGAGAAAUUCGAGGAAAUAACGAGUAAGAGCUGGUUUAGUCUUUGA